CCGCCGCCCGGGAGCCGGACGGGCCGCCAUCAUGCUGAGCAGGCUCGGGGCGCUGCUGCAGGAGGUCGUGGGGGCGCGGGAGCCCAGCAUUAACCUGCUGGAGGCCUUCGUGGAGCACUGGAAGGGCAUCACACACUACUACAUCGAAAGCACAGAUGAAAACACCCCAGCCAAGAAAACAGAUAUUCCCUGGCGGCUGAAGCAGAUGCUGGACAUCCUGGUGUACGAGGAGAGGCAGCAGGUGUCGGCCGGCGAGGCGGGGCCCUGUCUGGAGUACCUGCUGCAGCACAGGAUCCUCGAGACCCUGUGCACACUGGGCAGGGCCGAGUACCCCCCAGGCAUGCGGCAGCAGGUGCUCCAGUUCUUCAGCAGGGUUCUGGCCCAGGUACAGCACCCCCUCCUGCAUUACCUCAGCGUCCACAGGCCUGUGCAGAAACUUCUGCAACUUGGUGGGACAGUUCCUGGAUCCCUCACGGAAAAGGAGGAGGUGCAGUUCACCACUGUCCUCUGCUCCAAGAUCCAGCAGGAUCCAGAUCUGCUCACCUACAUCCUAGAAGGUAAAAGGAUUGUCAGUAGGAAGAAGGCAUCCAGAGAACCCUCCACCCUGCCUAGAGCGGCUGCCAGUGUCGGAGACAAGGACCGCCCCCAUAGCAAGACUCCCGACCCGGGUCCCUGUGGGGCCCGGGCCUGGACCACCCAGCUGCCUGCUGAGACCGAGGAGCCAGAUGGAGGGACUGGGGAGAGCAACCUGGUCACCUGCCUGAUUGGGCUGUGCAGGAGCAAGAAAAGUCGGGUGGCCUUGAAGGCCCGGGAGAACCUGCUGCUCCUGGUGAGCGUAGCUUCCCAGGCAGCCGCCACCUACCUGGUGCAGAGCAGCCCUUGCUGCCUUGUGAUCGUCGAGCACCUGUGCCAGCUAUACCAGUCCAUGCCCACCUUCCUGGACCCCGCGGACAUUGCCACUCUAGAGGGCAUCAGCUGGAGGAGGAAUGGGGACCUCUGCUGGCCACCCUGUUCCCGAGGUUACAGCCCAUCCCCAAGGGCCUUCUCGCCCUCCAGGGAAGCAUCACUUUUGCUUCUGCCCACAGAGCUCCCAGUAGAACUGGACAUCCCCCACCCUGCAACAGCGGUUCCAGGGCAGAGGGAGAAAAGGCCCAGCUUCCAGAACAUCCCUGAGGCAGGCCUCAUAGCUCCUCCCGCACUCUCCUUCAGGUUACCCAGUGCCCCGUCUGAUGAGGCUUCCUUCCCUGGCAAGGAGGCCUUGGCGGCCUUUUUGGGCUGGUUUGAUUACUGCGACCACCUCGUCACAGAGGCACACCCGGUGGUUGCAGAUGCCUUGGCAAAGGCUGUGGCUGAGAAGUUAUUCGUGGAGAUUCUGCAGCCCCAGCUCCUGCACGUGUCUGAGCAGAGCAUCCUGACCUCCACCGCCCUGCUCACGGCCAUGCUGCGCCAGCUCUGCUCCCCUGCGCUGCUGCGGGAGGCCGUGACAUUUCUCCUGGGCCCGGAUCAGCAGGCUGCAGCCCUCGAGGACAGCCCCUACACUCUGUGCUCUCACCUAAUCGGGCACUGCGACCACCUCUCUGACGAGAUCAGCAUCGCCACACUGCGGCUGUUUGAGGAGCUGCUCCAGAAGCCCCAUGAGCAGAUCAUCCGCAGCCUGAUCCUGUGCAACCUUGAGGGACGCCCUUAUGUGGCCCGGGGCUCACCAGAGCCCGAGAGCUACGAGGACACCCUAGAUCUGGAGGAAGACCCCUACUACUUCACCGACGGCCUCGUUGACUCUGGCUUUCAACCCCCUGCAAAGCCACCCCCAGCCCCUGCCACCAACUCAGAUGGCAAAACAGCAGUGACCGAGAUCGUCAACAGCUUCCUCUGCCUGGUUCCUGAGGAAGCCAAGACCUCAGCUUUCCUGGAGGAGACUGGCUACGACACGUAUGUCCACGACGCUUACGGACUGUUCCAGGAAUGCAGCUCCCGAGUCGCCCCCUGGGGCUGGCCUCAGAGUCUCACUCCCUUGGACCCCCAUGAGCCUGAACGGCCUUUCUUUGAGGGUCACUUCCUCCGAAUGCUGUUUGACCGCAUGUCCCGGAUUUUGGAACAGCCAUACAGCCUGAACCUGCAAGUGACCUCAGUCCUGUCCCGGCUCGCCCUCUUCCCCCACCCCCACAUCCACGAGUACCUCCUGGAUCCCUACAUCAACCUGGCCCCUGGCUGCAGGAGCCUGUUCUCUGUCCUUGUGAGGGUGAUUGGGGACUUGAUGCAGAGAAUUCAGAGGGUACCCCAGUUCCCAGGCAAACUGCUCCUGGUGCGCAAGCAGCUGAUGGGUCAGGUCCCUGGGGAGCAGCUGGACCACCAGACCCUCCUUCAGGGCGUGGUAGUACUUGAGGAAUUCUGCAAGGAGCUGGCUGCCAUUGCUUUUGUCAAGUUCCCCCCACAUGGUCCUCACCUGCGCCUCUCCCCAGCCCCGGAAGGGCAUGUCUGAGCCAGGAGCACAGCAGGAGGGGAGAUUCCUGUCUGCAUCUCUGCCUGGGAGCUGCCGCCCACCUGGCACUGCCACCACUGUCCCCGCCGGGGCAGGGGCUUGGCUCCGUCUCCUCUACAUCCCAGAGACCUCUGCCUCUGAGAGGCCUGGGCUUGGUUCCCAGGUUAUCUCAAGAAGACCUUGCCUUGUUGGGCACCCCAGCCUGGGCUUUAGGGAGUGGGUCUACAAGGUACCAGAAACCAACGGGCAUUCUUUUGAGAUGUUCUCCCAGGCAGCAUGGUGUCCUCAGGGACGUCUCAGGGGAGCUGGGUGAUGGCCAGGUGAGCAUCCAGACCCAGACCCUCGUGUGUUCUGUGCCUGUCACCUGCCCCUACAGGCCAUUACCUGUGACUCAAUUCCAGGGGCACAAGGGGGAGUGAGCUGAUGGCUCUGAGGCUGAUCAGGACCAUAGACCAGAGAGAUGGGGGUAUGGAGCCCUGUCUCUGUCAUAGGAGGUACCACGGAUGCUGCUGAGACUUGACAUUUUUUUCUCCUGCCUUCUUGUCUUAACCCUUGGGGAAGGGGCAGUGGGCGGCAGGGGAAGCCCCCUCUUCCUGGAGACUUGCAAAAUUCCCAACCGCCUCAUGGCAAAUGCCUAAAGCUUGCUCCGCACCCAGGCGGGGGCAACUGCUAAUGAGAACCUUGAUGCAGCUGCAGCCAGGGCAGGAGAGGGCCUGGGGAGCUGGGGGGGCCGGGUGCCAGGCUCCAGCGGCUUUCUAUCUGGCGCCUUCUCAACCUGUUUCAGCAGGUCCACGACACCUGGGCAGAGGGGCUCAGAGACCUGGAGGCCAGGCCUUGCCCUUAGCAUUCUGCCAAGCCCCCAGUGUUUUCAAUGGAACAUUCUUCCAGGGGAGCAAGGGAGCUCAGGGUACAGAUGAAGCCAGGAUGCCCACUGACAACAAGCCCCCCAGGCCUGGAGGGGAGGGGCUGGGGCACAGGCAGCCAGUCAUGGUGUUGUUCUCCCUACAUGCCCUCCACAGCUGGGGCUGCCACCCCACCCCGCCCGAAUCUGUCUCAACCUGCAGGAACACAUAGGUGGCGCCAGGCAUUACCUCACAGCAGGACUGCAGUUGCUGGCUUUGCUCCUGGGCAAGGAGGAGCAGGCCCAAGCCCCACUCACUUCCUUUUCCUGCCCAUGCCACUUCUAGAAGCCGGCUGCAGGUUGCCAAGAGGUGACAUGAAAGAGAAACUCAAUGACCUCUACCUCUCCUGUAUUCCUCCAAGCUGGGGAGGACUUCACGGCUGCUCUGAAGGAUACUGUGCAUGUGCAUACAUGCAUGUGUGCACAUGGAUGUGGGUGUGGGUGUGGGACGGGGAGCAGAGCUCAGUGGGCAAAUUGGGUCUGGACUUUGAUUCAAAAAGCAGAGUUUAAGCAACAUUCAAGUGUCUGGGAGUCAGACACUCCCCUCCUCAAUGCACUUCGUCAGCAUUCGCACAGUGUCCCCCCCAAACAGCAUGGCAAUAAAUGGUGUGGUUGCGUGGACACAGCCGCCCUGUUCUCCACCCUUCGCGUCUUUCUGCCCAGGGCUCCACUGCUAAUUCAGGCCCAUCUUCCUCCCUAGGGAAGACAAGUUAAAUUCCUUUUCCAGCCCUAGAGCAGAGGGGGGCCGCGUGUUCGGGGGUGGUAAACAGAGACACGCUCUGGCAGCGCAAAUCUUAUGUUCCUCAGUGCCUGCCAGGACCAGCCCCUCUCUUGGCCAGACAACACUAUUUCUGCUCAGCUUACCUACAACUCAGAGACACCGUGAGGGAAUGGGCCAUCUGGAGCAUCUCGAUGCAAGUCUCAUUUUUAGGUGCUUAUGUUGUGAGUUGUAUGACUGCUUUCAUGGUGAACAGCAGGCCUGAUGCUAUAAAAACCUUGUCCCUAAAUAUAUGGGGGUGGGGAUCCUUUGAGGGGGUCACCAAGAGUACUCCAGGACAGGGCAAGCUGAAGGCUUAAGAGAGGGCUGAUCAGUGGCUCUCCCCUAGGUGCAUGUGAGAAGCACUUGGGUUGCUUUUUAAAAUACCAAUAUUCCUCGGGCUGACCCCGUGGCUUAGCAGUUAAGUGCACACGCUCCACUGCUGGCGGCCCGGGUUCGGAUCCCGGGCGCACACCGACGCACCACUUCUCCGGCCA
Messenger RNA from Diceros bicornis minor, 4634 nucleotides. It is a transcript of the gene FHIP2B, whose product is annotated as FHF complex subunit HOOK interacting protein 2B. The record is from RefSeq and is a predicted model, not a curated record. The coding region runs from base 32 to 2479 and encodes 815 amino acids. The transcript has 17 exons. Lineage: Eukaryota; Metazoa; Chordata; Mammalia; Perissodactyla; Rhinocerotidae.